Molecule: messenger RNA, 1254 nt
Organism: Ogataea philodendri
Lineage: Eukaryota; Fungi; Ascomycota; Pichiomycetes; Pichiales; Pichiaceae
Exons: 1
Coding region: 1-1254 (417 amino acids)
Biological process (GO): protein import into peroxisome matrix
Cellular component (GO): cytosol
Source: RefSeq, a predicted model, not a curated record
AUGGUUGUUGACACCACUUACUAUGACCUUUUGCAGGUUGAUCCGACGGCAAAUGACCUGGAGAUCAAGAAAAGCUACCGUAAGCUGGCCAUUAAGUACCAUCCGGACAAGAAUCAGGGCGAUGAGGAGGCUGCAGAGAUCUUUAAGAAGGUCAGUCAGGCGUACCAAAUAUUAAGCGACAAGCAACUUCGGCAGAAAUACGACCAAAAUGGACUGAAGGAAGUUUCUGACAGCAGCGAGAUGGCUGACCCGGAGCAAUUCUUUGACCAGAUCUUUGGUGGCGAGGCGUUUCUGGACUAUAUUGGAGAAUUGACCCUAUUCAAGAACCUUUCCAAACAAUACGAGUUGGAAGCUGAGGAGGAGGCUCGUCAGCAGGGUGCUGCUCCAGGGACAUUGAAGCUUGACGAUGGCAAGUAUGCUGAUCUGAGUGAGGAGGAGAAGACCAAGUUGAUCAAGAAGGAACAGGACAGAGUGAAGAAAGAAGAGCAAGACAAGCUUGACGAGGAGAGUCGGCAGCGCAGGGCCGAAAUCAAGGAAGAGCUUGUGAAGAAACUUGUUUCGAAGCUCUCGCUGUACACGGAGACUGACAAAUCGAGCGACAUUGUUGAGUCUUUCAAGGGCAAGUUCCGGUUGGAGGCCGAAAACCUCAAGAUGGAGUCGUUUGGGCUGGAGAUUUUGCACACGAUCGGGUCGAUUUACAUUGUCAAGGCCAACAUCUUUCUGAAAUCGCACAAGUCGUUUUUGGGAUUGGGUGGAUGGAUGGGCUCUUUGAAAGAAAAGGGUGGAAUCAUUAAGGACACUUUUAGAACCAUCAGCAGUGCUUUGGAGGCCCAGAGCACGAUGCAGGAACUGGCCAAGAUGACCGAGAAGCGCGAACAGAUGCAGAAGGCGGAACAGGAUACCACGGAGCAGGAGGAAGCGCCCGCUGAUAAGAAGGAUGACAAGAAGGAGACCCCCAAUGAGGAAAUACCUUCCGAGGAAGCGGUGGCAGAGAUGGAAAAAUUGCUCAUAGGCAAGAUCAUUGCUGCCGCAUGGAAAGGUUCCCAGAUGGAGAUUUCGUCCACCAUUCGCGAUGUUGUGGAUUCCGUUCUGUACGACAAGUCGAUCGACGUUUCCAAAGCCGUGGAGCGUGCAGAGGCUCUUAUAAUGAUUGGAGAGAUCUUCAAGACUGCAGAACGAUCCAAGUGGGAGGCGGAAGAAGCCCGUAUUUUCGAGGAGCUGGUUGCAGAGGCUACUCAAAAACGGUCUAAAUAA